AUAUUGUAUUUUCGAGUCAUGAAGUCUUAUAGCCAGUCAUUCAAGACAGAGUUGUUUGAAAUGGACCGACUAGAUGUAGACAAAAAACGAGCAAUUGAGCUUGGAAUUCGCUAUGUGGAUAUUCACUGGAAAUCUGUUAUUGAGACUGAAGUCAAAGUCUCAGUAUUAAGUGGUGGAUUCAGUAGUCGUUUGUAUUUAGUGGAGGAUACUUCGACAUCCACAUCAAAUCCGAUACGAAAAUUUUUGGUUCGUCUAUACGGCGGCAAAAUGCUCACCGAAGAUGAUCCACUUAAACCAGAGGGAAGUCAAGUUAAAGAAACUGUGGUAUUUUAUGCCAUUGGUUUAGCGGGAUUGGGACCAAAAUUGUAUGGAUCAUUUGAUGGUGGGCGAGUAGAGCAGUUUAUACCUUCACACAUGUUACGAGAGGCAGAUUACGAACAGAGACCAGAAACCAUGUUGGAGCUUGCUAGAAAACUGGCUCGGUUCCAUGCAUUGGAUAUGCCCAUUUCGCAAGAACGUCAUCAAAUACUCGAUGCAUGUGAGUUCUAUCUUGAAAAGAGGGACUUUGAACAGUUCCGAAGAUUGGCCCAUCACACUGGCUUAAUGGAUGUGAGUACGUUCGAAGACUUCGAUGUUAGAUCGGAAAUUCAGUGGUUGAAGAAAUUGGAAAAGCUGGUCAGCGGACGAAUUGUCACAAUUAGCGGGGAUUUGAACAAAAAUAAUAUUUUGGUACGUGACGAACCAGACAAAUUUGGCGAAAGAGUGAUGAUGAUCGAUUAUGAACUUGCCGCACGAGAUUAUCGUGGUCGUGAUAUUGGUCAAGUUUUCACUACGAAAUUACUGGAGAUGAACGAUGGAGUCUUUAGUGUGGUCUCUAAAUAUCCCGAUGAGACAUGGCGUCGCACAUUUGUUACUGAAUAUUUGAAGCAAACCAAAUCACUGAAUUACUUUGAAUGGGACGAAAAAUUGGAUAGUGUGGAUCAUGUGCUGAUGGAGGGAGAUUUUUUUAUGUUUCACGCUAUCCACAUGAUUACUGGUUUUUUCGUAAAUCAGAAGGACGAUAGUCCUUUCUAUAAAAUGCCACCGGAAAUGGCUCGGACUAUGUUGGAAUUUGGAUCGUUUAUGAUCGAUUUGUAUCACGAGAGAAAAACUAUUUUCAUCGAAAGUUAUGGAAAACUUUUGAAUUUGAGUAGUUAAGUACAGAAGUUAAAUUUGUCUUU
This is a messenger RNA of Bradysia coprophila, 1220 nucleotides long. Its product is annotated as choline/ethanolamine kinase-like. Gene Ontology annotation, biological process: CDP-choline pathway; phosphatidylethanolamine biosynthetic process. Gene Ontology annotation, molecular function: choline kinase activity; ethanolamine kinase activity. Gene Ontology annotation, cellular component: cytoplasm. NCBI's taxonomy places the organism in Eukaryota, Metazoa, Arthropoda, Insecta, Diptera, Sciaridae. The record is from RefSeq and is a predicted model, not a curated record.